This is a messenger RNA of Mucor mucedo, 1578 nucleotides long. RefSeq lists its product as uncharacterized. The record is from RefSeq and is a predicted model, not a curated record. Gene Ontology annotation, molecular function: zinc ion binding; DNA-binding transcription factor activity, RNA polymerase II-specific; RNA polymerase II cis-regulatory region sequence-specific DNA binding. The transcript has a single exon. Gene Ontology annotation, biological process: positive regulation of transcription by RNA polymerase II; negative regulation of transcription by RNA polymerase II. Bases 122 to 1492 code for a protein of 456 amino acids. Lineage: Eukaryota; Fungi; Mucoromycota; Mucoromycetes; Mucorales; Mucoraceae.
GAGAAAAGGAAAAUAUUUUUCUUUUUAAUUACUUUUUUCUAAAUCACCCCCUUCCCUUUUUACUUUUUUUAUCUUUACCCUUUUUGUUAUCAGAUUUUUUUUUUUUUUUUUUUUUACAUAAAUGAUCAAAAUGACUCUUAAACAAGAUAAUAAUUCUUUAUCACCACAACAUCAACAUAAAAAGAUUGACAGUGUAUCUGCUACGGAAUGCGCCAAUUGUGGAACAACAACAACACCUCUCUGGAGAAGAGGCCCCAACGGUGAAACUAUCUGUAACGCUUGUGGUCUCUAUUUAAAAGCAAGAAAUACCCUAAGACCACCCACCUUAAAAAGAACCGUUCAUAAAAAAGCAACCCCAGAACCAAAGAACGAUUGCGGUGGCACUUGUCCAGGUGGUGGUCAAUGCAACGGUACAGGUGGCUCUUCUUCUUGUGCUGGCUGUCCAGCCUUUAAUCAGCACCAAGUCAAUAGGCAAGCCCUCAUCUGCGCUAACUGUAGAACCACUACAACUCCUCUUUGGAGACGAGAUGAACAAGGAAACACCAUUUGCAACGCAUGUGGCUUAUACUACAAACUUCACAAUGUACAUAGACCUGUGAGUAUGAAGCGCAGUGUCAUCAAAAGAAGAAAGCGAAUUAUUGUUGCACAAGGAAGUGACGAGGAUGACGGAGAGGAAGAGGACGAAGAGAUGUCUCCUCCUCCCGCUGUUGUAAAUACAAAUAAUAACAAUAACACAACCACGACAACCGUCAAUCCUGUCAUGGCAACCUUGCCUAUCAUGGCAACCGUGCCAGAGAUUGAAGAUUAUGUUGUCUUAAAGAAGAAGAAGAUCGAGUUACCGCAUAAGAAGCAACAGCAUGCUAUUAUAUCCCCACCCAUGACCUCGCCUGCUGUGUCAUCUAUCAGAUCAUCGCCCCCUCCUCCUCCUCCCCCCACAAAUCAACAAACUUCGCCGUUAUCAGAAAAGAUCUAUCAUAAUAAUAAUAGCAAUAGUAAUCAUAGUAAUACAUCGCCGUUAUUCUCAAAACCUUAUCCUGAACAACAACCCAACAAGAGUUAUUUACCACCCAUUUCAUCCGAAAGACAAUCUUAUCGCCUUGAAUCUUUAUUCGGUCGCAGAGACUCCAAUUCCUCCAUCGUCACUUCUUCUUCCACCGGUACCACUUUACCACCACUUUCACUUCCACCCCUCACACCUCCAUUAUCACAACAACAACGUCAACACCUUAAUCAUACAAAUAGAAUAUCCAUGUCCCCACCAUCUAUUCCCAUUCAACAACCUUCACCACCAGCGAAUUUACAUAUUCCAUCAAGUCAUGGUGGUUAUGAACUAGCUGAUUUCGAUAUGGCUUUGGAUCGAUUAGAACACUUACGAAGACAAGUGAGACCUGAACAAGCAAACGCUUUAUCCCAACUGACACAAUCCAUUACUGACUUGGCAUCUAAAGCGGAAGCGAUAUUAUCCUUAGAUUCAUUAGCCUAUGGCAGAUAAUACCCCCCCCCAUUCUUUCUUUCUUAAUAAAUAAUGUUAUUAUAAACAAAAACAAUAAAAAAUGUGUGUACAGCGGCUCCACUCCC